Molecule: messenger RNA, 689 nt
Organism: Prunus dulcis (almond)
Lineage: Eukaryota; Viridiplantae; Streptophyta; Magnoliopsida; Rosales; Rosaceae
Product: gibberellin-regulated protein 6
Exons: 4
Coding region: 134-457 (107 amino acids)
Source: RefSeq, a predicted model, not a curated record
UGUAUAAAAUAAGGUAAUCAUACAAUUCAAUUCAUGGCAAAGAGAUCUAUAUAAAGCCAAUGCUUACACUGCAUUCUAAAUCAAGCCCCACAACUCCUUCCAUCCUUGUUUUGUUUCUCCUUCCAAAGAGGCAAUGGCCAUGGCUAAGCUUGUCUGCUUUCUUCUUCUAGCUCUCCUUGGGAUUUCCAUGGUUGCAACACAGGUUAAUGCAAAACAAGAAACCCAGUAUCACUUGGACAGUGGAAGGUAUGGUCCUGGGAGUCUAAAGAGCUACCAAUGCCCAUCACAAUGCACAAGGAGAUGUAGCCAGACACAGUACCACAAGCCAUGCAUGUUCUUCUGCCAAAAAUGCUGUGCUAAGUGUCUCUGUGUUCCUCCUGGUUCCUAUGGCAACAAAGCUGUGUGCCCUUGCUACAACAACUGGAAGACCCAGCAAGGAGGACCCAAAUGCCCUUGAGCAACCAAUUUUGUUUGGUUUCUUCUCCUUAAGAGAGCUACCAAAAAUAAUCAAUAUUUAAGCACAAUUUUAUAAAGCAUUUCUUCUUCUCUAGGUCAUAAAGUUCACUGACCUGUUGAGAAUAUUAAUUUAAUGGUAGUCCAUUCCUUUGGGAUAUAUGGUUUUAUAACACCCCCAAAUGAGAGCGUUGACAGAAUUUAUGUUUUAAUUGUAUUAAUAAAAUGAGAUUAUU